AUGGAACGAAAAAUUAAGUUACUGUUAUUUAUUAAAAUUUCUACGAUUUUUCUUCUAAAAUGGAUGCGUCAUUUUAACAAUGAUCUGAAUAUUCUUUACAAAUCUUUGUAUCAGAAUUGCGAUCAUGAUAAAAUGUUAGAUAGAAGAAAUCACAGAUUACUAGCAAAACACAAACAAGAUAAAGAAUCAAAUAUUGGAAGACCAAAAGGAUGGCAACGAAAUUAUGAAGAAUACCAAAAACAAGAUAUAUCUUAUAAUGAAAAACGAGUUAAAGAUAAAAAUAAACAAUCAAAUAGAAGUUUACUAAAUAAAGAGGAAUACUAUACAGAAGUUGUAGAUAAUAAUAAUGGAAUGUUUGAUGGAAAGUAUUUCCAUUUUGAAAAAAAAUUGAUCAAAAAUAAAGAUUAUAAUCAUUUUCUUGAAAAAAAAAGGAGAAUUUGUGAUAUAGAUUUAGAAAAAUUAAAAUUUAGAAGUUACGGAUUUGGUGUUGCUAUAUUUUUUCUUUUUUUAUUGUCAGGAAUAGGAUUACCUGUACUGCGCGCAUAUGAAUUGGUUAAAGAUUCUAGCUUUACACCAUUUAAAAUUUGUUGGGAAUUUAUAUAUAGCACAUUAAAUCUAGAAACUAUUAUACCAAAAGGAACGCCAGUUGCACAAGGAACCGCAGCACCAAUACCAGGAGUGGAAUAUUUUUAUCUAGUAAUAUUUGUCGUACUUAUAAUUUCAUUGGGAAUCUUACUUAUAGUGGCGAUUCCUAAGAUCUUACGAAAUAAUGAAAAAUAUAAAAAAAUUAAGUCCAUGACUGAGUGA
Molecule: messenger RNA, 807 nt
Organism: Plasmodium malariae
Lineage: Eukaryota; Apicomplexa; Aconoidasida; Haemosporida; Plasmodiidae
Product: fam-m protein
Exons: 2
Coding region: 1-807 (268 amino acids)
Source: RefSeq, a predicted model, not a curated record